Messenger RNA from Paramecium octaurelia, 1564 nucleotides. NCBI's taxonomy places the organism in Eukaryota, Ciliophora, Oligohymenophorea, Peniculida, Parameciidae. The record is from the annotation of a GenBank genome assembly.
AUGAAAAAAGCUAUCAUGCUAAUCUCGAUCUGCUUCCUUGCUUUGUAUGCCUUUGAAACUAAGGCUUUGGAGAAGGAUGAAGUUGACAUUACAAAACUUAAUGCCCUAUUUGGUACAAACUAUUAAGGAUAGAUGUAGGAUUAUUGAAUAUAUUUUAGAUAUUCCGGUUAUCUUAGUGCAAAUGAUGAUGGAUCAGUCUAGUUUCAUUACCUUUUUUAUCCAGCUAUAGAUUCUGCCUCUGAAAAGCCUUUGAUACUAUGGUUACUUGGAGGGCCAGGAUGUUCAUCAAUGAUUGCAGCAUUUACAGAAAGUGGUCCUUACACAUUCAUUUCAGAGUCUAUUGAAUUUGAAGAGAAUCCUCAUACUUGGACAGCAUUUGUAAGAUACUUAUCUUAUCAAUUAGGCUAACCUGCUUUACAUUGAAUCUCCAAUAUCGGUUGGAUAUUCUUAUGGCCCAGCUGGACCAUAAUCUGAUGAGUCAACCGCUGCAUACAAUAUGCAUGCAUUGAUUGAGUUUUUCGUUAGACAUCCAAAUUUCAAAAAUCAAAAAUUCUAUAUUGGUGGUGAAUCCUAUGCUGGCAUCUAUGUGCCAACCUUAACCCAGGAGAUUAUAAAAUAUAAUUAAUAACCUGUUAAUCCUGAAGUCUUAAGAAUAAACAUUUAAGGUAUAAUAAUUGGAAAUGGUUGCACUGAUCCUAGCGAGUGUACUUAUUUAGGAUAUCUAUUUCCAAGACAUAGAUUAGACUUUUAUGGAAGACACGGCUUUAUUAGUGAAGAAACCUAUGAAAAAAUAAUUAAUCACACAGAAGAAUGUUACGGAUCUGCUGCACCACAAUGCUAAGCCAUAGCUUAUGAAGCUUUGGCUUAAAUUGCUGGACCUUAAUAUUCCUAUAAUUUGAACUAAUACAAUGUUUAUUCCAAAUGCAUUACUUACACUCCCGAAGGAAGUAAAAGAAUGAAAAGUCCACUUAGAGUUUCAGAUGAAGAGAAAGAGGACUCUGAUGUACCUCCAUGUGUGGAUGUUAAAGGCCUGUAUCAUUGGUUUUAGAUGGAUGAAGUUCGAACUGUAAUCAGUUUUCAUAAUCAUUCUAGUUACUUAAUAUAGACUAAAAAUCACCAAAAUGGGUUGCUUGCUCGUUAAAUUUCUAAGAUUAUCAAAUAAACCCAAAUGGAUCUUUAGACAUUUACCCUACUAUCAUCAAAAAUAAUAUCAGAGUUCUUAUUCUAAGUGGAGAUGUAGAUGGAGUGGUCCCAAUUGCUGGUACUCUUUUUUGGAUAGAUAAACUUCAAAAUUCAUUAUGUAAUGCAAUUUUAUUAAUGAUAGAAUUAAAUACAAUAAAACCAUGGAGACCUUGGUAUGUCCCUGCAUGGAGAGAAGCUGAUAAAGAUUAAAAUGCAGGAAAUGUGUUUGACAUUGAAGGUUUGACCUUUGUAAGCUUCAGAAAUGCAGGUCAUGAAGUACCUGCUGAUCAUAGAAUGGAAUCUAAGAUAGUCUUAGAGAAAUUCUUAAGAUAGGAAUAUUUAUGAGAUUUAAAUUAUUAUUUUAUAUUCUUAUUAAUUUAUA